AUGGAGGACUACGAAAAGCUUGAGAAAGUAGGCGAAGGUACCUAUGGGAAGGUCUACAAAGCGAGAUGCAAGAAGACUGGCACGACAGUAGCGCUGAAAAAGACCCUUCCGGAGAUGGGGGAAGAGGGAGUUCCACAGACAACCAUUCGUGAAGUUUCUCUUUUGACAAUGCUUUCAAAGAGCGUGCAUGUCGUACGUUUACUCAACGUUGAGCACAUUAUCGAGUACAACACGACCACGGUUUACCUGGUCUUUGAGUACCUGGACUUCGAUCUGAAGAAGUACAUGGAUGCGCGUGGCAAGGGCCCAAGCUUCGCGCUGGAACCUAAAAUUGUGAAGAAUUUCAUGUAUCAACUCCUCAAAGGGGUUGCCCACUGCCAUAGCCACGGAGUUAUGCACAGAGACCUUAAGCCGCAGAACCUUCUCGUCGACAAAGAUCGGGGCUUGGUGAAAAUAGCCGAUCUUGGAUUGGGCCGCGCAUUCACUGUUCCUAUCAAGAGCUACACACACGAGAACCUUGCUUUGUUUGUGCCAGAGUUGGACGAGAAGGGCGUUGAUCUAUUGAAGCACUGCUUGGAGUAUGAUCCUGCCAAGAGGAUCACUGCAAAGGAUGCUCUUCAGCAUCCUUAUUUCGACAACUUCGACAAGUCGCAAUUUGAUGCUCCUUUCUGA
Molecule: messenger RNA, 672 nt
Organism: Closterium sp. Yama58-4
Lineage: Eukaryota; Viridiplantae; Streptophyta; Zygnematophyceae; Desmidiales; Closteriaceae
Source: the annotation of a GenBank genome assembly